Cetraspora pellucida is the source of this 1224-nucleotide messenger RNA. Lineage: Eukaryota; Fungi; Glomeromycota; Glomeromycetes; Diversisporales; Gigasporaceae. The record is from the annotation of a GenBank genome assembly.
AUGUCUACAGCUAAUGUCGAUGUACCUUCGCUGGAGGAGAAGGCCGAUGAAGAAGAAUAUGAACAACAUUGCUUGCUUUUUCCUACUUAUGCUACCAAGCAUAGUCUCGAUGAAUCAAAAAAUCCUGAUAUAACCGACAAUUGGAAUAUCCGUGUUCGAGGUUGGGCAUUCUCGGCACCGAAAACAAGUAGAAGCCGUGACCUUUUUAUAGGGCUCGCGUCACGCAUCGUAGGCAUUAGCGAAGCUGAUGCUAGAUAUGAACUCCUCAAAACACGGUCUAACUUGUUCUGGGCGAGCAACGUAGACAAAGAAGAGUUCAUAGUUAAAGUAGCCGGGUUAACCGCUUCUGAUAAGAUGGCCAUUGAAGGUGAUUCUAAAGAGUCCGAAGAAGAUCCAAAAAAGAUAUUGAAUAAUGUGAACGAAGAGAUUAAGGACAAAAUUGCGGAACAACACCAACAACCUGAUGACAAUAACCCUUUUACGAUUUUUAAACCUCAUACCGGCAAUGUCAACGGAAACGUUUCAAUUCAACAAGCAAUAGUUAACGAAUGGAUUGGUAAACCAACCGGUAAAGAAAAAAAAUCACUCAUUGAAGGAACCAAAGAGGUUCCAGGAAUGCCCGAACUAUACCAUAAAUGGUAUGACAGAGGUGUGGCUAUUCAUUACGUGUCCAAUUCUCCUUGGCAAUUAUUCCCGAUGUUACGAGCUUUCUUCGAUGAAUCUGAUUUCCCUCCUGGUUCUGCACAUCUUAAAUUUUAUGAUGGUUUGUUCAAGAGUGCGCGUGAACAAAAACAACACCCUAUGGAAAGCAAAUUCGUAUACAUAAGAGAACUUCUUAGAGAUUUCCCUCAACGCAAAUUUAUUCUUGUCGGCGACACGGGAGAAUAUGAUCCAGAAAUUGAUGAACAUGAAUCACAAAAGUUGAAACGUCAACAAAGUUUAUCUAAUCGUUUGAUGAAGAAGUUGCAUACAGAAAUGUCUUCGAUAUAUACGUCAAUUAGUUCAAGUGCCCUUCCUGAGCAUAAACAUGAUGUACCAUCGGAUGUAGAUAUUGAUUCCCAUGACAAACCGGUUGAGAAACAAAAAAUGAGAACCCCAUUAGAAAUGUUUCACGAGAGAUUAAACAAUCUAAAGAAGGGGAUACCAGAUGGUGUUUUUUCAACCUUUGUGGAUCCUAACGAGUUAGAAAAUGAUCCUAUUAUUAAGAGUGCUUUGGCUUAUUAA